Messenger RNA from Cynara cardunculus var. scolymus (artichoke), 862 nucleotides. RefSeq names its product protein MIZU-KUSSEI 1-like. The record is from RefSeq and is a predicted model, not a curated record. Lineage: Eukaryota; Viridiplantae; Streptophyta; Magnoliopsida; Asterales; Asteraceae. Bases 1 to 747 code for a protein of 248 amino acids. The transcript has a single exon. Gene Ontology annotation, biological process: hydrotropism.
AUGGCAAGAACCUCUCAAGACAAGAAACACUUCCAUUGGUCAAACAAAGUCAGCAAUGAAGAUCAAGAACAUGAAGAGUUCCCUUCUUUCAAUUCUUGCCCAUCCAAGGACGACAAGAUAUUACCAUCACCCUUAACCAGAAAGAAGCAGAUUCAAGCCGUGACGAUUGCUAGGUUUCGCUCGGUCCUUACGGCACUAGGUAAGAACCGAGCGAACGUGCUACAUGGGCUUGGACCGAGGGUCGUAGGAACCCUUUUCGGUUCUCGUAGAGGCCACGUCCAUUUCGCGUUCCAGAAGAACCCCACCUCCCAACCCACCUUCUUGAUCGAGCUUCAAACCCCGAUCAGUGGGCUCGUUAAGGAAAUGGCUUCUGGGCUCGUCAGGAUCGCGUUAGAGUGUGAUAAACAAGAUGAUCACAACAAGAUCAAGAAAGCCGGCAACUCGACAAGACUCUUGGAAGAGCCCGUUUGGAGGACGUAUUGCAACGGGAAGAAGUGCGGUUUCGCGUACAAAAGGGAAUGCGGGGAGAAAGAAUGGAAGGUUCUGAAAGCGGUGGAGCCGAUAUCCAUGGGAGCUGGUGUGUUACCUGCAAAUCAUAAGGCGGGUGAAGAAGAUGAAGGUGAGAUGAUGUACAUGAGAGCUAAGUUCGAAAGGGUUGUGGGAUCAAGAGAUUCAGAAGCUUUCUACAUGAUGAAUCCAGACAGCAAUGGAGCACCUGAACUUAGCAUCUAUUUGCUUAGAACUUGAACCCAAUUCCAUUGAAGCUAAAGGAGUUGUUAUCUUGAAUUUUCUUGAUCUUUUUCUUGAAUUUGGUUAUUUCUGUCAUAGAGAAUGGUGAAAAAGGGUGAGUUUGAUGUAAUUU